AUGGUUACAUAUUCGCAGGAAGAAUGGGCAAAAAUAGAGGAGACAAUGUGUAGAAUAUGUAAUGGCGGGUGUUGUUAUGUAUUUUCAAUUACACCAAGUGGUACCUCUGAUAGUCUCAUAUGUGACAAUAUGAUCUUGAUGUGUGACGAAUGUGAAUCUAUCUGGACAUCCUAUACAAAAUUAGCAGUGAACGACGCUUCCAAUGGACUACUAAAGAAUAGCUUAUCGAUAUCUGAACUCACAACACUUUUUAAUGGAGAGAAUUCAGGAUGGGCGACUUUUGACGAUGUCACCAACAUUAUAAAGAGUAUUCUUUUAAGAAUGAAAUCAAUUAAUGUACAUUAA
Molecule: messenger RNA, 345 nt
Organism: Heterostelium album PN500
Lineage: Eukaryota; Evosea; Eumycetozoa; Acytosteliales; Acytosteliaceae
Exons: 2
Coding region: 1-345 (114 amino acids)
Source: RefSeq, a predicted model, not a curated record